Molecule: messenger RNA, 1185 nt
Organism: Blumeria graminis f. sp. triticale
Lineage: Eukaryota; Fungi; Ascomycota; Leotiomycetes; Helotiales; Erysiphaceae
Source: the annotation of a GenBank genome assembly
AUGGCACGAUACCAUCUAGAGAUGUAUCGAGGCGUUGGAUUCGCCACGUCCAGGACAUUAAACUCUCAGAUGAAAAUAUCUCGCUGCUUGCAAACCUCUGCUUGUCAGAUUCCUUCUACCCAUACCGCUGAGGUCACUGAUCCAGUGCCAAAAACCAUCUUCUCAGCUAUUCAACCAACCGGUAUCCCACACUUGGGAAACUAUCUCGGCGCUAUGAAGUUCUGGGUCCACCUCCAAAAAACUGAACUACCCUCCACUAAACUUAUCUUUAGUGUUGCAGACCUACAUGCUUUAACUGUUCCACAGGUGCCAGAGCUGUUAAGGAAGUCCCGCCUACAAACGCUUGCUAGCAUGCUUUCUGUAGGGCUAGAUGAAACAAGAUGUACUAUUUUUAUGCAAUCAGAAUUUGGAACGGUCACGGAAUUGAUGUGGAUUUUGAGCUGCACCGCAAGCUUAGGAUAUCUCUCACGUAUGACACAGUGGAAGAGCAAGGCUAAUCUCAAUUCGAAUGCUACUUUUAAGGAAAAUAAUGGUAUCACGGCUAAGGCAAAGCUUGGUCUUUUCUCAUACCCUGUGCUUCAAGCAGCGGAUAUUCUAAUUCACAGAGCUACACAUGUCCCGGUUGGCGCUGAUCAAGCGCAACACUUAGAAUUUGCGCGUGAAUGUGUAACAAAUUUUAAUGCCACCUACUCACCAGUUCUCGUCAAGCCACAGACUCUACACUCUCCGACGACUCGCAUUAGAUCUCUCGCAAACCCAAGCCAAAAAAUGUCGAAAUCUCACGCAGCCAGAAACAGUCGGAUACUUGUGACAGAUACGAAAAAGGAAAUCAGGGAGAAACUAAACCAUGCCGUUACAGAUUCAGAGAAUGUUAUUAGCUGGAAUCCAGAUUCCCGCCCCGGCGUCUCCAACCUCCUCUCAAUAUUCAGUGCAUUUGACGUAUCCAGCCGUACGCCAGAAAAGUUGGCCGAAGACAUGAAAGGUCUUGGUUUGGGUGAUUUAAAGCAUCACUUGACCGAAACGAUAGAGGAAAAUAUAAAACCUAUUCGAGAGCGCUACAACACGCUGAUAUCAAAUGAUAAUUACCUUGAGAAAGUCGCCUCUCGUGGACUCGAACAAGCGAUUUCGACAGGGAUCAAAACCAUGGCAGAUGUCAAAGCUGCCCUCGGACUGACGUCAAGAUAG